Seriola aureovittata is the source of this 7748-nucleotide messenger RNA. It is a transcript of the gene eps8a, whose product is annotated as epidermal growth factor receptor pathway substrate 8a. The record is from RefSeq and is a predicted model, not a curated record. Gene Ontology annotation, biological process: regulation of Rho protein signal transduction; positive regulation of ruffle assembly; Rho protein signal transduction. Gene Ontology annotation, cellular component: ruffle membrane; vesicle; plasma membrane. Lineage: Eukaryota; Metazoa; Chordata; Actinopteri; Carangiformes; Carangidae. The transcript has 21 exons. The coding region runs from base 1819 to 4323 and encodes 834 amino acids. Gene Ontology annotation, molecular function: actin binding.
CUGUUAUUUAAGAAAAGUUGGUAAAAGAUAAUCCUGCGGAAAUUGUUUUUUUUUCUUAAAGAGUCAAGGGGCCCCUGGACCAGAUCCUCUGUAUGAAAGUCAGAAAACAACUACAGAGACACAAAACAACCACAGACAACAGUUUAUUGUGUCUCUUUCAGUCUGGGGUCUGGAUCCAGAUCAGAUGCUGGAAAAUGAUGGAUGGAUUAAUGAAUUAAAAAACUUAAUUUUAUUAAGUAAAAGUAAAACUAAUAAGAGUCAACGAGUUUCCAAACAACUGAAGUUAGAACUGAUGUUUCUGUGACAGGAAAGAUAUUCAAGACAUUUGUACAGCAACGUUAAAACUAUAAAACCUUCUAAAGGGAACUGAAUUCAAAGAUGUAUAAGAAUUUAUAAGACCUGCAGAAACCCUGUAGAAACCAUUGUGAUGUGACUAUAGGGGGCGCUGUCAUGUGGCUGUUACUGUCACAGCCUCGUGAUGUGGACAGAACUGGAAGAUUUUAAUAAGAUUAUUUUUAUCUGAUUUAAAAUUGGCAGGAACAUCUGCAAAACCAGAACAUUUACAACACAAAGAACAGUAAAUUGUCGAACAUUAAGUCAGUUUAAUUUGAACAGACCAAUAUCACAGAUCAAUAACUUCCCUGAGGAAGAAACUUCAGAAAAACCUUCAUUAAAAGUAUAAAGACAUGGACGGUAGUAGUGGAAAAUAUAAAGAAAGAAAUAUUCAAAACAAAAACCACAGAGUUGGAUGAAGACCACAGGGCAAACAGAAAGACAGUAAGGACUAAAAUGAAUGAAAUGUUUUGAUGGUUUAAAGGGGCAGUUCGUCCAAAAUACACAACAAAGAUAAAAAUCUGUCCAGUCAGAGAGUUCUGGUUUUCUGUGUCCAGGUGUGAGACUCAGAAACAUCGCAUUUAAAAUAGCAGUGAAGAAACAGUCCAUAUUCAACCUGCUGACUGUGACUGUGCACUUUGCUAAUGUUGUAAUUUGGGUGAGCUGAUCCUUUAAAUGACUCAGUAGUGCGGGUGUAAAAGAUUAAUAACAUACAAUCAUCUAUUAAAAGAAAAGUAGAAAUAAUAUUUCAGUAUUUCCUGUUGAGUCUGCAGCUCAUGAAUACAGUGAGGCUCAAUCUGUCCAGCCUCCAGCAGGGGGGGUCCUGACCCCUUCACUGACUGUUCAUAAUGGGGGACAAGGUCCCAGAGUGUCGACUGGAAGGCACUUUUUCUAAACCAGGCUACAGUAUGGGGUUCAUUUUAUUUGUUUAUAAAAAUUCAAAAUAAGAUGUGGAAUCCCAAACCAGAAUUUUCUUUUUUUUUUUUUUUUUAACUAAAAUUACUAAUAUACAAAAAUAUAUGACAGAAAACUUAAAUGCGAUUUGGAUCUAAAACUACAACUCUGCAAAUUACUAGUUAAUGUUUUGCUUUAAAAACUCAGUUCCAGCAGUGAACUACAUGUAUAACAGCGUGUAACUUGGAUACCAGAAGGGGCGUGUCCUCCGAGGCAGCUGGACUGCCUGUCAGUCAACGCUCAGGGACACGCCCCCCCGCUGGUCUCCGGGCAGGUUGACUGCUGCUGCUUUUCCACACAAUUCAAAGUCAAGUGUAGUUUAAUCCGAGUCACAUCCCGCGGAGCUGAGCCGCUAAAGAAAAACUUCUGUGUCCGAACCAGAGUUCAGUUUUGUCGGAUACAAAGAGUCCGGAGGAGCCGCUGAAAACCUGGAGAUAUCAGCUUGUUUCAUGUGUGCCAUGUUUUUCUAACGAUAAACGGAUUAUUGGAUGAAGCCCUUUACCUGCAGCUGACGGUCCACUGUGAAGCAGCAUGAACGGAUAUGAAGCUCCAGCUCUCGCCUCCGGCAUCUUCAGCUCCUACAGUUCACAUCUCAAUGGCCACGACUCUGAGUCUCCUGAGCCUCCGACAACUAAAGCCAAGUCCAGUGCCAAAGCUCUGUACGAACAAAGAAAACAUUACACCAAGAACAGCAUCAACAGUCUGACGGACACGUCGCAGUAUCACGUAGAGCACCUGACCACGUUCGUGUUGGACCGGAAAGACGGGAUGAUCACCGUGGACGACGGAAUCAGACGUCUCCGUCUGCUGGACGCUAAAGGGAAAGUCUGGACUCAGGAGAUGCUGCUGCAGGUGGAGGAGAAGAGCAUCAGCCUCAUCGACCAGGAGACCAAGAACGAGAUGGAGAACUUCCCCAUCGGGACGAUCCAGCACUGCCAGGCCGUGAUGAACGCCUGCAGCUACGACUCCAUCCUGGCUCUAGUGUGUAAGGAGUCGGGUCAGACCAAACCAGACCUCCACCUGUUCCAGUGUGACGACAUCAAGGCGAAUCUGAUCCACGCAGACAUAGACAGUGCCAUGACCGAUGCCAAAGGAGGGAAAGUGAAGAAGAGACCAGAGACUCUGAAGAUGAUCCUGAAGAGCGACGGGAUCAUCCCCCCACCUCCUCCUGCUCCCGCCCCCGAGCCCCCAGCAACGUCCAAUCAGGUGGACGUAAAGAGCCGAGUGGCCGCCUGGUCGGCCUGGACCAAUGAGCAGCAAGACUACGAGAAGCAGCGUCAGGUCUCGGAGGAGGACGGGCUGGUGGAGAUGACAGCAGCUCGGGUGGACAGAGACGUGCAAAUCCUGAACCACAUCCUGGACGACAUCGAGUCCUUUGUCACCAAACUUCAAAAAGCUGCCGAGGCUUUUAACGAGCUCUCCAGGAGGAAGAAGACCAAGAAAGGCAAGAAGAAAGGUCCUGGAGAGGGCGUCCUCACCCUGCGCUCCAGACCUCCCACUGAGGAGGAGUUUGUCGACUGUCUGCAGAAGUUCAAACACGCCUUCAACCAGCUGGGGAAGCUGAAGGACCACAUCCAGAACCCCAGCGCUGUGGAUCUGGUUCACUUCCUCUUCAAUCCUCUCAGGAUGGUGAUCCAGGCCUCCGGCAGCGUGGAUCUGGCACGCAGCGUCGUGGUUCCUCUGCUCACCAAGGACGCCAUUGAUUUCCUCCACUCCUCAGGAACAGCAGAAGAGAGACACCUGUGGGUUGCCCUGGGAGACGGGUGGACCAAAUGCAGGUUGGAGUGGCCGAAGGAUCACUACUUCCCGCCCUGUGCUCUGAGGUUUGCUGACGGCUGGGAGCCUCCGGUUGUCGCGGCGAUGACUCCGAGUCGAGAGCAGGAUCUGACGCAGCUCGCCGAGAGUCUCGCCAACGCCGAGGUCCAGAGACAAGAGGAGCUGAAGAUCAGACUGGCCCAGGAGCCGUCGGCGGUGCCGAAGUUCCCUCCUGCAGACGGGUACGCCUUCUCCAACUCCUCCUACAAACGAAUGCAGAUCCUGGAUCAGGACACGGCCAUGGCUGCGUUCAAACACGCCGUCAGCCGCCGUGUAGACCGAAGUUUUGAUGGUGACAGCAGAGGCCAAAUGAAACAGUUUGCCAAAUCAAAAUACGACUUUGUGGCAAGAAACAACACGGAGCUGUCAGUUCUCAAAGACGAGGUCGUCGAGGUUGUGGACGACAGGAAGCAGUGGUGGAAGGUUCGUAACGGCUGUGGGGCGUCCGGCUACGUGCCAAACAACAUCCUGGAGAUAACCAAAGCUGUGGACAUCACUGGCCGUGGAGAGCCCAUCUACAGCCACACCAUCCAGAAGCAGACCACAAGGACCGACUUCAUCCCCAGUAAACCUGUGGUGACUCCGAUGCCUCCGGCCCCCACGCCGCCCCCUCCGGCCCCCGCCAGGCUCCCCACGCCGCCGCUGCCUCCUCCGGCCGCUGAGCCCACCAAACCGGCCGCCACCAGCAGCAGCAGCACGGUCAGCCGCCAGAACAGCACCACAUCCAGCGACAACGGCAGUGUCGCCAUGAGGGAGCACAACAACCAGAGACCUGCACCCUUCAACCGCAGGAAAUCCAACAUGGAGGAGGUCCAGGACGAGCUGAUGCACAGACUAACUCUGGGCCGCAGCGCUCAGAAGAAGUUUCAGGUUCCCUCUCGCAGCAACAGCGGCAGCCUCCCGUCCGUCAACAUCACCUACGACUCGUCACCUGAUGAUGUCAGAGCCUGGUUAGAGGCCAAAGGCUUCAGCCCCGUCACCAUCACCAGCCUCGGCGUCCUGACCGGAGCUCAGCUGUUUUCUCUCAACAAAGAGGAGCUGAAGACGGUCUGUCCUGACGACGGAGCUCGAGUCUACAGUCAAGUCACGGUGCAGAAGGCGGCGCUGGAGAGGAGUUCAGGCUCUGAGCUCCAGGAGAUCAUGAGGAGGCGACAGGAGAAACUGGCAGCCACCACCUGUGAUUCAGGGGUGGAGUCUUUUGAUGAAGGCAGCACCCACUGAGCUCCUCCUUCCUUCCUUCCUUCCUUCCUUCCUUCCUUCCUUACUUCCUUACUUCCUUCCUCCUUUGCUUUAUUUUUUCAAACUGCAGCCUGCUGUUUUCUCGCACUCUUGAUCCUCAGGCGGCGGCUGACCACGCUGAGUUUGUGGAGAUCAUGCGGCGCAGACAGGAACUCCUCAGCUCGUCUCCGUAGAGAAUAAAAACAGGACCGAGGACGUCUGAUAUGUUCAGAGAGAACAUCCCGCCAUGUUUGCCUGAAGUUCACCUGAACUCUUUUGGGAUUCUGGAUGUUGGACUUUUGUUGGUGUUUGUAAAAAGUGAAGAAAAGCUGCUCAGUAGCUCAUUUUCCAAAGCGAAGCCUCUCAGUAUUAACGUCAGGAGACGCUCUGUAGGUCGUCAGCUGCAGUUUGUGCCUCAUGUGUCGUGACAGUGGAGUCACAGUUCAAACAGACUGAGCCCUGAUCUGCAAACACUGCUGCUUCACAAAGAAAACUCUGAUGCACAAUAAAAAAGAUUUUAACUCAUUUCUGAUGUUGCAAAGAGCCAAAAGUGACACAUCUUCAUCUCUAUGACGUGAAUCAAAACUUUGAAGCUCCAUGUUUCUUCUUCUUCUGUGUUUUAUUUGAAGUGUUGAUCCAUCAGAAGAUAUAAAAACCAUCUCAGUGUAGUUUUACAUCUCCUCUCUCAGGCUUCUCUCUGGAGCUCUAGUAACAACAGGUCUGUGAGCCAAUCAGAAGAGAGGAGGCUCUGAGCCUCUCUUCUGAUUGGCUGACUGUUUUCUGAGUGAUCCAAUAAAAAUACAGCAGAUUUCAGGUAAAAACACUCAGAGAAACCAAAUCCUGCAAGGUUUGGAUGGUGGGUCCAGGUGGGCGGGGCUUGGUGACUGCUUUGUUGUGACAUCACAAAGUUCCAGAAGUCCUGACGGCUGGUUUUAAGGCUCAGUUUCUGAAUACAGGCUGUGUGCAUUUCUCUGUGGACUGAGGCUUUGAUACUUUCACAGUAUUAAUAUAGAAGUUAGAGCUGAUCUAUAAUCACACUACACAUGGACACAGACCUUUACACUGGAGGAGACCUUUAAGUUGUGUUAUCAUACAUAAUAUUUAGGAGAUAACUUGAUAAAAGUAAAUGAUUUAAGUAGCAGAAAUUCUUUAAGUGAUAUCAAAAUGUAUGUAAAAUAUAUAUAGAGAAAAUAAGAUAAUAUUUUGUACACACAAGAUACUGUCUCUCUCACUCGUGCACAAGAUAUUAUGGAAAGUGUUUCUUGUCACCAGGUAAUUAGUUUCUGUACGAACAAGGUUUUUCUGUGUAAAACGUCUGUGUUUAUUCAUCUUGAGAAAAGCAGGUGUUUCUCUCUGUGACUUGAAUGUGAUGAAACACUGGAGGCACAAACUGAGCUGUAGUUAAUGAUAUUGGCUUGAAUAUAUUGCUCUAGGAGUUUCAUUAGUAGAAUAUGAUAAAUAUAACUGUACAUUUCAGAUUGUUUGGGCCAAGAGAAUUAUGACAUUCAUAGAAUAUAAUCAUGUUUAUAUGAAAAUGUUCAAUAACUUCAUUAAUGAUAGAACUGAUCAAGUGAAAUUUCUUUCGUUGAAAUGCACAAGAACUUUAUAUUAAUUUGUAACGUAUGAGCCUCGUGGUUUAGAUUUAGUGAAUCGAUCAGAAAGAAUCAGUAACGACAUUUUUGCACAAUAAUAAAAUGUAGAAGCUUCUUUUCAGGAGGAGAAUCAAGUGAUUCAGAAUCAGUUUAGUGUUUUCUAAAGGCUGUAACCUGAAGAGGUCAAAGGUCAUCCAAACACUGACAUGAAUGUCUGCUGACUCAGCGAUGCUCCCACUUUAAACAUGAUGAAUGUGUUUAUUUCAGGCCCCGCCCACAGCAACACGUAGCCUCGUGUUUGUCCCAUCAGUCACCUGACAUCGUCAUGUGACCAGGUGUGACUGUUGUUUAUUAUAUGAAGUCACAGGCUGACUGAGGUUACUUCAGGUCAGUUAAUGUCGACUGAAUUUGAACUCACCUUAAAAAACAUGCAGCAGUUUAGUGGAUAAAAUGAAUUACAUUAAUGCUCCGUUAACGUUACACAGCACAUCGUUCUCUUGAGAAACUUUCACAUACAUUUUCUGAAUUCAGAUUUUUGACCCAGUGUAGACAAACGUUUAGACUCGUCAAUGCUACAAAUUUAGUUUUCAUUUCAGAAAAAUACUAAAGGUUUUCAGAAAUAAUCUGAAAGUCAAUUUAUCAUUUCAGAAAAAUGCUAAAAAAUUCAGAUUUCACAAAAACAAAAUUAGAUACAAAUAAAUCAAUGGAAAUGAAACUAAUUGUCAGCUGCAGCUUCACUGUGGAGACACAACAACAUGAAUAAGUGAAUAUAAUACACUGGUGCUGUUCUCACUUAGAUUGAAUAACGGGAAAAAAUUUAAAAGGAUGAUUGUUCCUGUAAAUUCUCAAAUUUUGAACAAAGCCUUCGUUUUUAUUUUCCCUGUCGCCCAGGAAAUGCAAACUCAUCUCUCACCUGUUCCCUUGAUAAAUUCAUAGAACUUCCACAUCAGAACAGACUCUGCUUCAACACUUCAACACUACUGUUUUUAUUCAGAUUAUUUUCUGUGAGUUCUACUUUGUUGAUUUUUCAUUCACUCUUGAUUUGCAUUCAAGACUUCCUCCCCAGAUGUUUCACAUUAAAAGUCCUCCAGGGGCUCAAACGGGAUAAUCCCUUUCCUUCCUGGGAGGCUUUUAAUAUGAAAAAUCUGCAGAAAGUGACAGAAACAGUGAUAAAAAAAAAAUGGCAAACUUAGAAGUGACUGAAAAAAGCAACGUUUUUUACCUGAUUGGUUCAUGCUGGUCAUGAACUCACACUCUUCAUUAUCUGACUGUCGGCUCUUAUUUGAGGAUUUACAGUGAACUCUCAUCUGUAAAAAUCAGUGACCAGAAGCUGUUCAUCCACCAACACAAGCCAAUAACACCAUGACUGUUUUUGAUCAGUUUGUACCGAGCAGCCUGAAACACACAGAAACUGUUAUAUAUUAAAUAUGUAUGUAUAUGCUUAUAUAAGACAAGAUGUACAAAAAUCAGCCUGUACGUUCUCUACUCACUGUGGCAUUGAUUGUAAUGAUUCUGUUUUCCACUUAAUGCACUUAAGUUUUACUGGUCGGGUGUAACUUGUGGAAAAAAAUGAAUGAAGGUUUUUGUCUGAACUGUAGCACAACACUGUAAUUAAUAAUACUGAUGAUUAACGCUGAGUAGUUGACAGUUAAUGUUUAAUCGCUGUUGUUAAUGAGAGCAGAGUAAAAGUUACUGUAUUUAGUGAACUGUCCUCGUACCCAAACAGUUCUAGAAGCCAAUCACAAAGAAAAAGCAUUUGUAUGUUUAUAGUUUUCAUGGUGCCUUUUCCGUAUAAAUCUGCUCAUUCUGCAAUAAAACAUUUACAAAAAACUUGAA